AAAAAAUUUAACUGAGCCUGAGUGCGUCAACGACCAAAGAAGAAAAAUAUAGCAGUGAACUUUAUAAAAAGUAAAAGCCAGGACGUCAAAAAAGGCAGGGAUCCGUGGGCUGUACCAUAGACUACUAAAAGAGAAUAGUGCUUGACUCCGUUGAAUUGAUUACUACAAUCGGCAAGAUGCAGACCCAAAUCGGUGUUGGUAACGAGCUGCAGAGAAGCUACAGGAUGCAAGAUUUUGCAUCUCCCGGCGUCAUCAUGCGGGAGCGGAGCUUCAUUCGCCCUCAAUCCCAUCACAAUAUGCAUCAUAACCAGUUCAACAAUGCAAAACGACGGAGCAUGAUUCUGACCAACGCUAAAGGGAAACCUACGCUGGAAAUUUACAGACCUCCUGGUGUCCGCACAGACGGCGUGGCGACUACAGCUGCCACUUCGGGAACGACGACCUCGACCACAGCGGCCACUGCAUCUACACCCGCCUCGACCAACAAGCUCAAUGUUCACGCUAAGGAGUUCACCAUGGCCAAGCCUGCCGACCUGCAAAAUAGGCCGGCGAUGGGCAUCGGCUACGCGACGGUGGGGCUGCAGCACUCGCGCUCGGCGGUGCUGCACGCGCACGUACCGCCGCACUACCGGCCCGUCAUGCCGCCCCACGCACUCCUCAACAGCGCCUCCAGCGGGAACGUGCCGCAUGCACAGGUGGGACCUCGUGUCCACUUCAAGCUGCAGCCUCAGCAAGCGAUCAUUCCGGAGAAGAAGAAGUCGCCGCCUUCGUCCCUGACGAACGGCAAUGGCAAGAGUAUUAGGCCUCAGUCGUUCACGCCUGGCCUUAAGCGCUCCAAGUCGUUGACGUCGGCUGACGCGCUGGCCAGUGGCAUGGCGGCCUUGGGACUCGCUGCCGAUGCAGGGGACCUCGGCAACUUCCCGCCCGAAAUUCAGGAAUGCAUCGAUAAGGCUCUCGAAGACCCGAACGCAGUAUCAGCGCGCACCCUGAUGGACGCGGUGGGUCACCUGGUGUCGCGCGCGGUGGAGUCCCCGCGGUACGCGCUGCCGGCCGCGCGGCGCUGCAUCGCCGUCGUGGAGCGAGAGAGUACCGAGACCUUCCUCGAGUCGCUGCUCAACACCUGCCAGCAGUGGUACCACGACCGGGACAAGUUGCUGGGCUCGACGGUGGGCGGCGGUCGUCCCCGCCUGAUGGCGUUCCUGUCGUUCCUGCUGGAGAUGUACUGCCAGCUCCGACGGCGCGCCAUCCAGCGCCGCGGUGCCUCCGCUCAGCCUGGACAGGUGCUGCUCACGCUCAUCUGCAAGUGCUGCGAGGACUGCAUCCGUCAGCCUGUGCCUUCUGCUAGCGAUACGGAGAACCUGUUCUUCGUGCUGACGUACAUCGGGCGCGACCUGGAGUCGCAGCUGCCGGGCGAGCUGGAGCGGCUGCUGACGGCGGUGCGCGACGCGUUCCUGACGGCGGGCGCGGCGCCCUCCAUCCGCCGCACGCUGCUGCAGCUCAUCGAGCUGCACGCCUCGCGCUGGCAGCUGCCGGGCUGCGCCGUGCUCUACUACUACCCCUCCUCCAAGUGACACCCGCGCGGGCUCGUCUCUAUUCAGCACCUCGAUUGCGAUGCAAUUCCUGAUCCAACUAAAUUAUUCGCUAAAAUUUGCCUUCUGCACUAAAGAUACCCGGUGACAUCUUAGCGUACCCAGGAACUGCCACGUUGUAUGCCCAUAAAGUGGACAGUCCCCUGAUGUAGUGUAGAGUAUUCCGUGUCGUAUCUUAAGUUAGCGAGUACUGCUUAAUGAGAUUUAGUUAAUGGCGACUACUCUCGGUGGUGGUAUAUUCGGUUUCUCGUAAAUUGCUCGGUGUAUUAUUUCAUGCGGCGACAAGCCUUUGACAGUGAGCGCUGGUCCCGAGGGUACGAUAUUAUUCAGUAGGGAGUAAUUAUGUUAGAUUAGUAUACAAAGGUUACAAGCAUUUCUUGUAGUGUUUGAUUUGUUUCUACUUGACCUUCUUAGCGUUGCGUUAGUUGUACAGGAGGUCUUCUUUUGUUGUCCCUUAUACGUAUCGUAGGCAUGAUGCUGCCAUAAGCUCAUUUAUUGUGCCUUUAAAGAUUUUAGUAGUGAUAGACACGUUCUCCACGCUCUCGAGUCAUUAUAAAAAUUAUUUUGUAAUAUUUAUCGGACGUAAGACGCACUCGGGAGCGCGGAACGUAGCAAUUAAAAUGUAAGGUGUAGUUUAGCUUAAGGUGGAUUUAGUAAACGCAAGAUAUGCCUUGAAAGUAUUAAAAAGUACGUGUAACAUAAGUAGUAGGACAAAACGACGAUGUACAUUACUGUACGUUCUUCGCAUAGUAUUUGGUGCAUUGUACCCUUUGUCGGUUGUGUCUAACUGUAGUGUCGCAGUGUCGCCAUCUAUACGUAGCGCUUGUAGUAGUAGCCUGUAGCACGGCCACGCUCCACGGCCCGCACUAUACGUUAUGCACUCUGCUCCUAGUUUAUUUUGCCUUAGCGUAGAUGUCCCAAUUAUGGAAAUGAUCAUUCUAUUAAAUUAUAGAUGAAUCUUAUCAGCUUUCUUACACGACGAUCAUAUGAAUGUAUGACUGAACUUCCUAAGUAUGAAGUGUUUCAAUUUAUUAUGCUUGUGAUAUUAUAAAUUUAAGUUAUGUAAUCUCUGAUAAUAUCUCUUCUGUCCUAACCAAAGACUGUACUGACGAUGUGGAGAUUCAUGAUAUUAUUAACAAAGUGUAAACUGAAUGUUGUUGAAGCUGGACCAAAUUAUCUUCGUGUGUCGCCGCUGGCUCUGUAACCGUCGCGGCCACACAUCACUUCAGUGACUAUUGUAAGUUCAUUUAGUUGUAGACACGUACUCCUACGUCUGAUCACCAUUAUCAAACUAAUGAUUUUUUUAAUAUUAGUUAAUUACAUUAUUAUGGAAAAAGUUAAAAGACCAUAAACUUUUCGUUAUUACUAUGCAUUCGUAGCAAUAUAAGGUAAUGGUAUGUUUGUAGAAAAGUUGAAAAAAUAAAAAAAAAUGGUGCUAACAAAAAUAUUGGUGUAUUGUAUAUUAUUUUAAUAGACUACGGGCAAUAACAUUGUUCUCGUUACCGCUAUAAUUUUGUACGAAUAAAACAUAAAAAUGAUAUAUAACCAAUAAAUUAUAUAAAUAAAA
Molecule: messenger RNA, 3156 nt
Organism: Spodoptera litura
Lineage: Eukaryota; Metazoa; Arthropoda; Insecta; Lepidoptera; Noctuidae
Biological process (GO): regulation of translational initiation
Cellular component (GO): cytosol
Molecular function (GO): RNA binding; protein binding; translation activator activity
Source: RefSeq, a predicted model, not a curated record